UCCUUUAACGAAUUAUAAUGAGGACUGCCCGGAUUGUAAACGAAACAACAUCCUGUCGAACGAACGUUUUCCAUGCUGGCUUUGCGUGGUUGCAGUACCAAACCAAGCAGUAGUGGUACCAGAAGAGGCGAGAAGGGGGUAACCUCGAUGUGUUCCGGCAUUUGGUUACGGGAGACACAUGGAUGAAACUGUCACCAGAAGACCGGAUGAUAUUGGAAGAUAAAUACAGAAUGUGGGUCGGACGCAGACCGGGAUGGGAUAUCACCCUUGAACCGCCGAAAACACCAGAAGCGGAUGCGUUCAGGAAGAAGUUUGAAGAAGACACGAUGAGAAUGGUACAGGAAAAGCGCGAGGCAGAGCGAAAGCGGCUAGAAGAAAAAGAGAAAGCUGCGGCAGAGAAGGGUUUAGCCGAAGCAGCUAAAGGUCACGCACCUGCCCCAUUUGCGAUAUUGAAGAAACAAGAUGAAGGAGAAGCAGCUGUAAUCAGACAGUCGCUGAUACAGCAGAUUGACAUCAUCUUGCAAGAUCCACUCGCGGUAUCGAAAGAGGAAUACAAAAUCUUCCUGGACGAAAAGGUCAACCUAACGAAAGGAAACAGACCAUCCCAGGUUAUCAAAAUCGCGAUCGAAGAACGAAUCGACAGGAUGCGAAACUUUCGAAAAAGAGAGAAAGAUGUGGUUGAGGCCCUUCGGAACUUCAAGAAAGAGGAGUUCAAACGCCCAAAAUCGCCUCAAAGAGAUGAUCGCAACCGCGGCUAUGAAAGGUCAUCAGACCGCUCCCGAGAAAGGUCAUGGGACAGACAUCAUAACGACCGAUACAGUGGAUACGCGAGAGAUACGCGUACGUCGGAGCAAAAGAGAAGGGAUGAAGAACGUAUCCGACGUGAAAAAGAACAAAGAGAAAAGCGCCGCCAAGAAGAAGCGGAAGAAAAGCGCUUGGCGGAGGAAUACAGGAAAAUCAACGAAACCUGUAAUAGGCAGCAGGAGAAGGAACGGGCUGCUAAGGAAACGCAGAAUCGCGAUUCACAGAAUCGAGAAGGAAGAAGUGAGGGCUCGAGUAAAUCAACAUCCUCAAAGGGGCCAUAUGAUCAAGAGUGGGUCCAGGAUAACUUGAAUAUGGAUGAUUAUGAGUUUGGAGACAAAUCUUACAACAGCAAAAGGUCAUCCAGCUCAGAAAGCCACCGCACGCCUAAGAGCCCGCGCAGAAUGCAAUCAGUAGUUCAUUCUGUUUGUUCAACGUUCAAGUCAGCCGAGAAACAACCGGCACAGCAGAUGGAUGAGGUCAUGGAAUGUAGUCCAGCAUCCUCAAAUGUCAUUGAAGUCCAUGGAGACGAGGACAUGCGACCGUCGAGACGAAACAUCAUCUUCGAUCUGGAGCGACAACUUACAAGCGCAGAGACGGCGAGUAAUGCACCGCCAGAAUCGGAAUCAGAGAAGGGCGACCAGAAAGGUCAAUCAAAGGUCACGGCUCCGAGGAGACAAUCCCUACAAACCAUUGAGCUGGUAUAUGAAAUGAACGACAUCAUGGAACAGACGAACGAGAUUUGCCGUUCAGUGGGCAUUGCC
Messenger RNA from Paramacrobiotus metropolitanus, 1565 nucleotides. RefSeq lists its product as uncharacterized. The transcript has a single exon. NCBI's taxonomy places the organism in Eukaryota, Metazoa, Tardigrada, Eutardigrada, Parachela, Macrobiotidae. The annotation marks the transcript as partial. The record is from RefSeq and is a predicted model, not a curated record.